UUUUUUUUUUUUGUCUUUUGAUAUUCAGGAGAAGAGAUAAGAGAGGAAGUUUCACCAUGAAGGCGCUAAUUCUUGUUGGUGGAUUUGGGACCCGUUUGAGGCCAUUGACCCUCAGUGUUCCAAAACCACUUGUGGAUUUUGCCAACAAACCUAUGAUCCUUCAUCAGAUUGAAGCUCUGAAGGAGGUGGGGGUUACUGAAGUUGUUUUAGCAAUAAAUUACCAGCCAGAGGUCAUGCUCAAUUUUCUCAAGGAAUUUGAAACAAAGAUUGGUAUAACAAUUACCUGCUCUCAGGAGACUGAACCUCUAGGAACAGCCGGACCUCUUGCUCUUGCAAGAGAUAAGCUAGUGGAUGGGUCUGGUGAGCCUUUCUUUGUCCUCAACAGUGAUGUUAUAAGUGAAUACCCAUUUGCUGAACUCAUUAAAUUCCACAAAUCCCAUGGAGGAGAGGCCACAAUUAUGGUCACAAAGGUAGAUGAACCUUCAAAGUAUGGUGUUGUUGUCAUGGAGGAGGGAACUGGAAAAGUGGAGAGAUUUGUGGAAAAACCUAAAGUAUUUGUUGGUAACAAAAUCAAUGCUGGGAUCUACCUGCUGAAUCCCUCAGUACUCAACAGCAUUGAAUUGAGACCCACCUCAAUAGAGAAGGAAGUUUUCCCUAAAAUUGCUGCAGAUCAUAACCUCUUUGCCAUGGUCUUGCCAGGAUUCUGGAUGGACAUAGGCCAGCCAAAGGACUAUAUCACAGGCCUAAGGCUUUACCUGGAUUCCAUCAGGAAGAAAUCCCCUGCCAAACUCGCUUUCGGUUCGCAAUUCAUCGGGAACGUCCUUGUUCAUGAGACCGCUGUGAUCGGAGUGGGUUGCUUGAUUGGUCCCGAUGUUGCUAUCGGACCGGGCUGCGUGGUGGAGUCCGGCGUAAGGCUCUCGAGAUGCACAGUGAUGCGUGGAGCUCGCAUCAAGAACCACGCCUGUGUCUCAAGCAGCAUCAUUGGUUGGCAUUCAACGGUGGGGCAGUGGGCGAGGGUUGAGAACAUGACUAUCCUCGGCGAGGAUGUGCAUGUUGGUGACGAGGUUUACAGCAAUGGUGGGGUUGUCCUCCCACACAAGGAGAUCAAAUCCAGCAUUUUGAAACCUGAGAUUGUCAUGUGAUUUUGUUGUCUAGUUUGGUCAUUUUCUGGGCCGGUUUAUUUCUAUUUCAGCUUUGUGUGUUUGUGCCUGCUGCCAAGCUUGUUGUUGAGCAUCUUGGAUAUGAAAAAAAAUUUAUGUCCAGUUUAGCAUGCGUGUAUAUAAGAGCAUUAUGUAUGGACCAUGUGAUCGUGUGGAGCUUGUGACAUGGUUCGCUCUUUCAUUGCUUGUCUCUCAAUGAAUAAAUGAAAGCUUUUUUGUUUGCAA
Messenger RNA from Phalaenopsis equestris, 1385 nucleotides. Its product is annotated as probable mannose-1-phosphate guanylyltransferase 1. Gene Ontology annotation, molecular function: GTP binding; mannose-1-phosphate guanylyltransferase (GTP) activity. NCBI's taxonomy places the organism in Eukaryota, Viridiplantae, Streptophyta, Magnoliopsida, Asparagales, Orchidaceae. Gene Ontology annotation, biological process: cell wall mannoprotein biosynthetic process; GDP-mannose biosynthetic process. The transcript is spliced from 4 exons. Gene Ontology annotation, cellular component: cytoplasm. The record is from RefSeq and is a predicted model, not a curated record. Bases 57 to 1142 code for a protein of 361 amino acids.